GCAUUUAUAUCACUGUACCUUGUGUUAUAGUAUCCAAGCAUAAAGCAUUAUAAAAAAGAUAAAUUGGGUUCGGGAGUCCGUUUGGAAUAAACUUGCAGCAAAUUACAUGUGCAAAUUUAAAUGGAUGCAUAUUUAUGCAACAGUGCUCUUUACUUUUAUCACUCACUCACACACACACACAAAUGAUAUACUCCUCAAAAUGCAUCAACACCAUGGAAAGAACAUAAUCAAACAGUUAUACCAAUUUAGAUAAAUAAAUGCUUUAACAGCGUUCAAAUGAUUAAUUUCUAGCAAUGUCCACGCAGGAAACAGCAACAUCGCCACUUAUAGGGGUGAAAUAGUUUUUCGUUAGGAAUUUAAUACGGCUUCAAAAUUCACGUUUGAGGUGUGACUGUGUGCCAUUGAUGUUGUAGAACAUAACGUCCAGGUAUCGUCAAAUAAUGUUAACACAGACCUUAUUUUUCUUAUAAGUUCAACGCCUCCAUUUUAAAAAACCCUUAGGAAAAUCCCGAGUGAACCCAUGGCGAAUACUCUUCCGGUUAGUGCAAGCCCAUCCCCUGACUAUUUUGGUGUUAAAGGCUGCGUCCGAAAGCAGGAAAAUGGUAGGAUGAAAAUAAGGUGCCUUUCAAACUGUUCUGAGACCUGUUUCCUAUAAGAUUAAUUUGACAAAAAAAUGCUGUUGAUCAAGUCAUUAACUGAUUAGCCAACAAGUCAGCUGUCUUAGCUUUCCUAUGCAGCCAAUAUCUGACACAGAGACUGUUGUAUCGGUCAGGCGAAGAGCUAUCACAGAUUGCUACAAGUGUAUCAAAUAUAAAUAUGCGUCAAUCUAUGAGCUGCGAACACUAUCUUUUAACAGCAAAUAGCUGUGGACACAGACACUCAGAAUGCAGAGGUGGAUGCAGACCUCCCUCAACCCUUCUGUGGGAAAUGACGAGGCAGGCAGACACUCAUCUCAAUGUUCACACUGUGUGACCGCGUGAAAUGACCCUUUCACACGGGGUGCGAGCAUUUCCUCCUAAGGAUUCAUAUCCCAAGGUUACCUGCCAGAUCCAGCUCCUUUCCUGCUUGGUGUCGGACUCCACUGCUACGUGUCGCUGAGAGAUGACGACAAACUUCAGCCAGUGCUAGCCAGACAUCCCUUUGGUUUUUUGACUUAAGAGGAUGAACUGAUGCCAACUCCAACUGUAAUACAUCAUGAUGGCGCCACGGAUGACCGCCUCGGUGUGGAGCACUCCUAUUGUUUUGUUGUUUUUGUUUGUUUGUCCUGUGUUUAGUAAUCUUUUUCCAGUCGGUUUUACCAGAGAUGAACUGCUGAACAUUCGACAGCUUAUACCAGACAGUCGUUUCCCAGUUUUUGAAUAUUCAGACGUUUUGCUAGACAUUUUAGUUGGAGGCGCGGCUUUGUUGUUCAGGAGACGCAGGCGAGGAAGAUGAGCCGGUGCGCUGGUCAGACUCUGUCGGCGGGGCUUUCGAACAAUGCUGCCAAGCAUUCAUCUUGCGAAUCUCCGCUCUCUUCCUAACAAAACGGACGAACUACAUCUCCUCACCCACACAAACAAGGACUUUUCAACCUCUGCUACCUUGUGCUUCACAGAAACCUGGCUGAGUGAAGUCAUUCCGGACAGCGCGUUACACCUGCCAGGCUUCCAGCUGUUCAGAGCAGAUCGCAUCGCGGAGUUAACGGGGAAAACGAGAGGCGGUGGAACAUGCUUUUACAUCAAUGAAAGUUGGUGUACAGAUGUAACAAUGUUAAAGAGGAUGUGCUGUCCUAAUUUGGAAGUGCUCUUUAUUAACUGUAAGCCUUUCUGCUUGCCGCGGGAAUUUUCCUCGUUUAUUCUGGUGAGUGUGUAUAUCGCGCCAAACGUGUGUUUGAAUGCAGCGCUGCAACAGCUGGCUGAUCAAAUCACAGACACGGAACAACAAUACCCGGACACGGUUAUUAUUAUUCUUGGGGAAGCAAAUCUCACACGUGAACUGCCCAAAUACAAACAGCACAUUACAUGCCCCACCAGAGACAGGAACAUUCUGGAUCGUUGCUACACAGCAAUAAAGGAUGCAUAUUGCUCUGUCCCUAGAGCAGCUUUGGGACUCUCUGAUCACUGUCUGGUUCAUCUUCUUCCAACCUACAGGCAGAAAUUAAAAUCAGCUAAGCCAGUAGUAAGGACUGUAAAGAGAUGGACCACUGAAGCAGAGCGGGAACUACAAGCCUGCUUCGAUUGCAUGGUUUGGAGUGUUUUUGAGGCUGCAGCCACAGACUUGGACGAGCUCACAGAUACCGUUACAUCAUAUAUCAGUUUCUGUGAGGAUAUGUGCAUUGCUACUAGGACUUAUUUAAAGUUCAACAACCACAAACCAUGGUUUACAGCAGAGCUCAGGCAGCUUCGUCAGGCCAAGGAGGAUGCUUACAGGGGUGGGGAUAAAGUCUUGUACAGUCAGGCCAGGAACACACUGGACAAGGAAAUCAGAGUGGCUAAAAGAAGAUAUUCUGAGAAGCUGAAAAACAAGUUUUCAGCUAACUACCCUGCAUCAGAGUGGAGUGGCAUGAAGCAAAUCACAAAUUAAAGGACUCCUACCCCCAACCCUGUGGUGGACCAACAACUGGCUGAUGACCUGAAUGUGUCCUACUGCAGAUUUGAAAGGCCCAAUCUCACACCCCACACCCACUCUGACCUUCACUUCACACAAACACCAACACCUCCUGCAACCCCCAUCCUCCCCCUCCUGCUACUCAACCUGCACUUAAGAUCUGUGAGGAUGAUGUGAGCCACAUCUUUUGGAAACAAAAGACGAGGAAAGCUUCAGGCUCAGAUGGCGUCUCACGUAAUAUGUCUUUGAUCCUGUGCUAACCAGCUGGCCCCCAUCUUCACAAAGAUCUUCAAUAGAUCACUGGAGCAGUGUGAAGUCCCAUGCUGCUUCAAACGCUCAGUCAUUACUCUUGUCCCAAAGAAACCAAAAAUCACAGGACUUAAUGACUACAGACCUGUCGUCCUGACGUCUGUGGUCAUUAAAUCAUUUGAGAGACAGGUGUUGGCCCACCUGAAGAACAUCACUGGACCCUUUCUAGAUCCCCUUCAAUUUGCUUAUCGAGCAAACAGGUCUCUGGAUGAUGCAGUCAACAUGGGAUUGAAUCAUAUCCUGCAACAUCUGGACAGACCAGGGACAUAUGCAAGGAUCCUUUUGUGGACUUCAGUUCGGCUUUCAACACCAUCAUCCCAGCUAUACUCCAGAAUAAAUUACACCAACUCUCUGUUCCCAUGUCUAUCUGUCAGUGGAUUACCAGCUUUCUGACGGACAGGCAGCAGCUUGUGAGACAGAGGAAACUCACUUCCAGCACCUGUACCAUCAGCACUGGUGCCCCCCAGGGAUGUGUGCUCUCCCCGCUACUCUUCUCCCUCUACACCAAUGACUGCAUCACCAAGGAUCCCUCUGUCAAGCUCCUGAAGUUUGCAGACGACACCACUGUCAUCGGCCUCAUCUGAGAUGACGAUGAGUCUGCAUACAGAAGGGAGGUUGAACAGCUGGAUGUCUGGUGCAGUCAAAACAACCUUGAGCUGUACACGCUCAAAAUGGUGGAGAUGAUUGUGGACUUUAGGAGGAACACCCAACACUGACCCCCCUCACCAUUCUAAACAGCACUGUGGCAGUAGUGGAGUCAUUCAGGUUCCUGGGCACUAACAUCUCACAGGACCUGAAGUGGGAGACACACAUUGACGCCACAGUCGCUGCUGAUACAGUUCUACUCAGCAGUCAUUGAGUCUGUCCUCUGCACUUCAGUAACUGUCUGGUUUGGUUCAGCUAUGAAAUCAGACAUCAGAAGACUACAAAGGACAAUUCGGACUGUUGAGAGUAUUAUUGGUUGCCCCCUACACCCCCCCCCCCCUUCAAGAACUAUACACUUCCAGAGUGAGGAAAAAGGCUGGAAAAAUCACUCUGGACCCCACUCAUCCUGCCCACUACCUUUUUGAACUGUUGCCUUCUGGCCGACGCUUCAGAGCUCUGAGCACCAAAACUGUCAGGCACAGGAACAGUUUUUUUCCCAGGCUAUCCAUCUCAUCAACAGUUAAAUUGCCCCAUUGAGCAAUAACUAUGUGCAAUACACAGUUUGGUCUUUUUUUUUUAAAUAAUUAUCCAACACAUCCAACCUCUUCUGCCAUUUCAUUCCUUUGGGGGAAAAAAAAAACAAAAAACAUUUGCACUGUACAUAACAGAUUUGUAUUUGCUCUGUACAUAACAGAUAACAGAUUUGUAUUAGAUUGCACUAUGUGUGUGUGUGUGUGUGUGUGUCUGUGUGUGUAUGUACGUAUGUGUUUGACCAUUUUUUAUUUUUUAUUAUCUAUGUCUUGCUGCUGUUUUUGUAUUGUUGUACACUGGAAGUUCCUGUCACCAAGACAAAUUCAUUUUAUUUUGGCAAUAAAGCUGAUUCUGAUUCUGAUACUUCAUAUGCCACUGCCUGAACCUUGGACUUAUGAUGGACCCCACCGAACCUCACCGAAAUGCCCUGCAGGUUGAACUGCAAUGCACCUCAUCAUUUAUCUCUGCCUGCAUCACCUUUGUCUAUUGAUGGACUACACUUCUGAAAUGGAAUACAUAGACUAUCAUUUAAUUGCUAACAAAUGCCAUCAUCAGCCAACUAACAAAGGGCAAUGCAUCUAUGUGAUGCUAUCUUUUUCUUUUUAAAACACUGGACCUUAACUUUUACUUAAUUUACAGAUUUAAAGCCAUGACUUGCACUGCACACAAAUAACUAAUAUUAGCAUUAUAUUCAUAUUGUUUAGCCAGAGGGGAACUGGCCCCCACAGUGAGUCUGAUUUCUCCCAAGGUUAUUUUUCUCCAUUAACUAACAUAUUAUGGAGUUUUGAGUUCCUUGCCACAGUUGCCUUUAGCUUGCUCACAGGGGUUCUAAAUACAAUUAUUAUUUAUUUAAUUUCUAUACACAUUUUACAAUCAUAUUUAAUCAAACUACACAAUCAUAACUGUAAGACAUUAUAGGUAUUACAGUUUCAUUUUGUUGUUUUUAUUAAUGCAUGAUUUCCUGUAAAGCUGCUUUGAAACAAUGUGUGUUGUGAAAAGCGCUAUACACAUAAAAAUGACUUGACGUUGUUCUGUGUACAGACCACCAGGCCCUUACCACAACUCUUGCAUCCAAAGGCACAGGAAGAGCUGGCAUGCAGAUUGCUAGGUGGUCAGCUCAUCUGUUGUGCUACUCAAAUGAGGUCAAAUACCGCCCUGGGAAACACAAUACAACUGCAGACUGCCUUUCCCAAAUCCCUUUACCAGAGACGGGUGACCAAAAAUAUGAACAAGAAAUGGUUGCCACUGUUUCUAACUUACCUUGUCUGCCUCUGAGUUCACUGCUUCAUCAGAGAGCUGCCCUCAGUUAGCACAACUUUGUGCACAGAUAGAGAAGGGUUGGCCUAAGACCAAAAAGGAGGUGCAACAAUAACUAGAACCUUACUUUCACAUGUGGGAUCAUUAAUUAUGCGUGGUGACCACUGUCUAGUUGUUCCACUGUUACUGCAUACAAUACUUGUCAAUUUAGCUCCAAGGGAUUGUACUUACCAAGCAAAGGCUUUGUGAACUCUACUGGUGGUCACAGAUGGGCAGAAGUGUAGAGAAUCUAAAUGCCUCACGUUUGACAUGUCAGUUGAACGAUAAAAUGACCAAGCCCACUCCUGCACAUCUCAUACCUGUGGAAUUACCUAGUGGUCCAUGGGGAAAAAAUUGCCAUCAAUAUUGUAGGACCAUUUGAGUCUGCCACAUGGUAAUGUCGCUAUGACAUAAUGCUGCUAGACUACUAAAGCAAGUGAAUGAAUGUUACAUUUAUAUAGCACUUUUCUGACACUACACUCAAAGUGCUUUACACAGUGAACAGGGGACACUCCUUAACCACCACUAGUGUGCAGCAUCCAUGCAACAGCAGUUAUAGUGUGCCAGUACACUCACCAUUUAUUGGUGGAGAGGAGAGAGUAGAUUUAUAGAGCUAAUUAGUGGAUGGGGAUUAUUAGGAGGAGGACAUGAUUGAGAAGGGCCAAUGGGGGGGAUUUAGCCAGGACACUGGGGUUACACCCUUACUGUUUUAUGAGACAUGCUCUAGGAUUUUUAAUACCCAGAGAGAGUGUCAAGACCUCAGUUUUUAUGUCUCAUCCAAAGGACUGUGCCUUUUUACAGUCUAGUGUCCCCAUCACUAUACUGGGGCAUUAGGACCCAUACAGAGCACAGGGUGAGCACCCCCUGCUGGCCUCCCUAAUACCUUUUCGAGCAGCAACCUUAGUUUUCCCAAGGAGGUCUCCCAUCCAGGUACUGACCAGGCUCAACCCUGCUUAGCUUCAGUGGGCAACUGGUCUUGAGCUACAAGGUGAUAUGGCAAGUGGCUGGAAGUAGCUUUUGCAUUGCAAGUGACAACAGAUGUCAUAAACUUUCUCAACGUAAUCUUCAGUAGAGAAGGCAGUCCACACAACUUGGUGUCAGACAAUGGUCCACAAUUGACUUCUACUGCUUUUGCUGACUUUCUGAAGGAGCGUGAUAUCCAACAUGUGCAUUCCAGUGUAUAAUAUCCACAAGUCAAUGGGGCAGAAUAACGAUUUAAUAGAGUAUUGAAACAGUGCAUUCAGUCUGCAAUUCAGGAAAAGAAACCCUGGAAAUUGACUGUUACAAAGUUCAAGUAUAAUUUCCAUGCAACACCACAUGCUACCACAUAGGCCACACCAAUUGAACUCCUAUGUGGCCAUAAGAUGCUUACUAAAUUGAAUGUAUUGCCUGUCAGCAAGGAGACAAAGAACUAUAUUGAGGUUAAAGACACUGUGACACACAAACAGCAAAGAGUAUGCUGAUAAAAAGAGCAGAGCAUAAGUACCAAAAUAUAAGGAAAAGGACUGGGUACACAUCAAGAAACCAGAGCUUGUAUACAAAGGCUCAACCAAGUACACAGAUCCACUGUUGGUGAGGUGGAGAUGUGGUCCAAAUACUUAACUGUUAGAUGAUGGGAAGAAAUGGAAUGUAUCACGCUUCACUGUUUUUUUUUUUUUUUUUUCUCUUUGUUGCAUUGUUUUAUUUACAGUGUUUGUGGCUGAAGUGAAAAGGUCUGAAUUUGAUUCUUGUUAAGAGGACUCAAGUGUGAACCCUCAAAGAGUAGCCUAGGUAUUUUUAUUGGCAGUAGAACAUGGGCAAAAUAUUACCAAAUAUUGGUCAAAAGGAAUCAUGUACUUGCUUUUGGUUUAUCAUAUCGCAGUUCAAAUCACAAUAUUUUUCAAAAUAAUCGCAAUGACUUUUUGUCCAAAUCAUGCAGCCCUACUCUGUCUCAUGGCCUGACUACACUCAAAAAAAAGGAUUUUUGAUGCUUGUUCAAUUUACUUAAUA
This is a messenger RNA of Myxocyprinus asiaticus (Chinese sucker), 7356 nucleotides long. RefSeq lists its product as uncharacterized. Bases 1477 to 2562 code for a protein of 361 amino acids. The record is from RefSeq and is a predicted model, not a curated record. The transcript is spliced from 3 exons. NCBI's taxonomy places the organism in Eukaryota, Metazoa, Chordata, Actinopteri, Cypriniformes, Catostomidae.